UCCUUCUCUUCCUUCUCUUCUUCCUCCUCUUCCACCUCCUCCUCCUCUUCGUCUUCCUCUCUUCUUCCUCCUCCUCCUCCGCCCCCCCCCCAGCAGCUGUCCCUCACCGGACACCGUGUGGUCUCGGUGUGUCUGGGUUCCAUCCUGGUGUUCGGUCUGAUCAAUAACCUGCUGGUUCUGGUUCUGUUCUGCAGGUUCCGCUCUCUGCGCACUCCCGUCAACAUGCUGCUGUUAAACAUCAGUGUCAGUGAUCUGCUGGUGUGCGCGUGCGGCACCACGCUCAGCUUCUGCUCCAGCCUCAGCACGCGCUGGCUCUAUGGACGCACGGGCUGCGCGUGGUACGGCUUCAUCAACUCCUGCUUCGGUAUCGUGUCUCUGGUGUCUCUGGCCGUUCUGUCCUACGACCGUUACAGCACUCUGCUGGUGUACAACAAGCGUUCUCCGGACUACCGGCGCCCCCUGCUGGCGGUGGGGGGGGCGUGGCUUUACUCGCUGCUGUGGACGGUGCCUCCUCUGAUUGGCUGGAGCAGCUACGGGCCGGAGGGGGCGGGGACUAGCUGCUCGGUGGCGUGGACGGAGCGAACGCCGCGAUCGCACUCUUACAUCAUCUGUCUGUUCGUGUUCUGCCUCGGUCUGCCGGUGAUCGUCAUGGUUUACUGCUACGGACGCCUGCUGCACGCCGUCACGCAGGUGGGUCGUGUCCGGCGCACGGCGGCGCGGCGCAGAGAGUUCCACAUCCUGUUCAUGGUGUUCACCACGGUGGUUUGCUACCUGCUGUGCUGGAUGCCGUACGGAGUCGUAGCCAUGAUGGCAACGUUCGGCCGGCCGGGCCUCGUCAGCCCGGUGGCCAGCGUGGUGCCGUCGCUCCUCGCCAAGACCAGCACUGUCAUCAACCCCGUCAUCUACAUCCUCAUGAACAAACAGUUCUACCGCUGCUUCCUGAUCCUGUUCGGUUGUAAACACCAGCUGACGGAGAACGGCGCCUCCUCGGUUCCCUCCAGAACCACGGUACUGCAGCUGCACCGCCGGCCCGUUCCCAGCAGCCCCGUCACCAAACCCGCCGUCGACCCCGAGGCAACUAGCGGCGCUCUGUCGGACAAGACGGAGCCGACGGCGAGGCCCGAAAUCUCUUCAUGA
Molecule: messenger RNA, 1137 nt
Organism: Scomber scombrus (Atlantic mackerel)
Lineage: Eukaryota; Metazoa; Chordata; Actinopteri; Scombriformes; Scombridae
Gene: tmtops2a
Product: teleost multiple tissue opsin 2a
Exons: 5
Biological process (GO): visual perception; G protein-coupled receptor signaling pathway
Cellular component (GO): membrane; photoreceptor outer segment
Molecular function (GO): G protein-coupled receptor activity
Source: RefSeq, a predicted model, not a curated record